This is a messenger RNA of Stegastes partitus (bicolor damselfish), 885 nucleotides long. RefSeq lists its product as uncharacterized. The transcript is spliced from 6 exons. Gene Ontology annotation, biological process: DNA repair. NCBI's taxonomy places the organism in Eukaryota, Metazoa, Chordata, Actinopteri, Pomacentridae. The record is from RefSeq and is a predicted model, not a curated record. Gene Ontology annotation, molecular function: catalytic activity; DNA binding. Bases 117 to 803 code for a protein of 228 amino acids.
CUUGUCUGCUAGCGGAAGCAUCAUCCUACUUUCCUUUUCUUCAAACCAAUCUAAGCGCGGGGUGUGCUCAAUAAACGCGGAGUAUUUUAAGGCGGUGCUGGGAGCUUUCUGCUGCCAUGGCUGCUCUGUUUUCCUGUGAGGAUCCAGCCACAUGGAGGAGAGCGUAUGACAGCUACUGGGAUGUAGUGGAGGUUAAGGCCCGAGGAAAGAAGCCUGGGAAGCUGCUGAGCCUUGACAAGUGGUACCAGCAGGAGCUGCCUGCGCUGAUUUCAAGCCGACCCGACAGACACGUCACUCAGUCGGAGCUGGUGAAACUGAUGGAGUGGAAGCUCACUAGAGGGAAGUUCAGGCCGAGGUUGCAGCAGCUGGUGGCGUCCAACAGCGAGGACACAGUGGAGAAAUGUUCCAGAAAGGCCUUCAGCCUCCUGCCUGACGUGCAGGCGGCGAUCGCAGAGCUCAGCUCCCUGAAAGGCAUCGGCCCGGCGACUGCUUCAGCUGUGUUAGCAGCUGGGGCUCCAGAACAGACUGCAUUCAUGUCUGAUGAAGCCGUGGAGUGUGUCCCAGGACUGAAGCCCAUCCAGUACACAGCCAAACACUACGCGCUGUACCUGGACAAGAUGGUCGAACAGAGUAAAAAACUAAACAAAGUGGACGCACAGCAGGACUGGACGCCCCACAGACUGGAGCUGUGUCUGUGGGCGGCGACCACAGCAACACCGCAGCAGCUUCUGAAGGAUAUCGACAUGAAGGAAAAGAGCUCAGACUCUGACCAGAGACCUACAAAGAAGCUCAAAACUGCAUAAAAUGAAAGCUGCUUUAAUGUUUUUUUUAUGUGUUUUUUUUUGUAAAAUAAUAAAGGCUUUAUAUGAAAAAGAAUCCAAUGAG